AUGGCCCUAGAAAAAUGGUUAAAUCUAUGCUUCGUGGAGAAGAUCCUGCGAAAGUCAGAAGAAGACGAUUCGAUUCAGGUGAUCAAUAUAUCUUCAAAACCGGCCACGGACAAGGGUGACAACUAUCUUAGCGACAUGUUCAGGAUUACGGUUGAAUUUUCACGUAAUAAAGGCGACCGUGAGAGUAAGGAGAAAAAAUCAAUUAUUGUCAAACUUUCGCCUAUACUCGAAAGUGUUCGACAAAAAUUCAUUAUACUAGCAGGUUAUUUUCACACCGAAAUAUCAAUGAUGUCAGAUACCUUAGUUAAAAUGAAUAAAUUGUUAGAGCCUAAAUAUCGUUUAAGCGGGAGAAGCCUAUAUGUACAAAGUGAAAAUCCAACGCUUCUCGUGAUAGAAGAUCUCAUGUCUCUUGGCUUUCAAAUGGCCGAUCGUUUAUCAGGUCUUGAUUUAGCUCAUUCCAUAUUAGCGGUUCAAGGACUUGCCAGGUUUCAUGCAGCCUCUGUCGCCAUAUGCGAAAAG
Cyphomyrmex costatus is the source of this 519-nucleotide messenger RNA. RefSeq lists its product as uncharacterized. The record is from RefSeq and is a predicted model, not a curated record. The transcript is spliced from 2 exons. The annotation marks the transcript as partial. NCBI's taxonomy places the organism in Eukaryota, Metazoa, Arthropoda, Insecta, Hymenoptera, Formicidae.